Molecule: messenger RNA, 2951 nt
Organism: Corticium candelabrum
Lineage: Eukaryota; Metazoa; Porifera; Homoscleromorpha; Homosclerophorida; Plakinidae
Exons: 10
Coding region: 103-2829 (908 amino acids)
Biological process (GO): protein phosphorylation
Molecular function (GO): ATP binding; protein kinase activity
Source: RefSeq, a predicted model, not a curated record
AAGAGCACAUUUGUCAAUGUUCUUUUGGGGCAACAACUUCUGCCAACAUCUUACAAUGCAGCAACAUCUGUACUUUAUGAAGUCAAAUAUGGAGACCACAAAAUGGCCAAAGUGCAUUUUUCAAGUCAAACAAUGCACAAAACAAUAGAAUAUGAUCUCACAGACCCUAUGCAGCAACGGGAUCUAUGGCGCUGCAUUUCUUGUAGUGGAGUGACUAAGGAUGGCCAAACUACAGCAUGUUCUAAAGCAGAGAUUUUCUGGCCUUUUGAAUUCUUAAAGGAUUUCACAUUGAUUGACAGUCCUGGAAUAGCAGGGUCAGAAGGUACCAACAAUGCUGCUCGACUGAUUACUGAAGAGUGUCGACAAAGUCAAGCGUGUGGAUACAUUUAUAUACUAGAUGCAAGUGUGUCUGCUGAAGAAGCUGCACAGGUCAGUGAUUUACUCAUGGCAAUAAUUGAAAGCUUGAAGAUUCGUCCUGUGCCUGGAUCAGCUUUAUUUUUGGUGAAUAAAUGGGACAAGCUUGAUGAAGAGGAAGAGAUGAGAAAAGGAACUAUACAACAAUAUCUCAACAUUGUGGAAGAGCGUCUGUCUAAGCGAUGGAGGGGAUUUGAUUGUGGUGAGCAGCUGGUUACAUUGAAUGCUAGAAUAGCAGCCAGAGUUCAAGAACUAGGAGAGACUACCGAAGACAUGAAGCAAGUGUGUGACAAGAUAUUAUCCAUGCUGUCUAAAGGAAUGGUUAAUGUGCUGAGAAAGACAUCACAGAAAGUAUACAAUUUGUUGGCACAGUUAGAGCGAAUAGUUGAGAACUAUUUGCAGAGACUCAAAAUGGGUCGAUGGAGAGACAUGAAGAUCAGAUAUGACACAAAAUGCUUACAAGAAUUUGAAAGAGUCACUUGCAACGAGGAGAUUCCGAAAGUCGAAAGGGAAAUAAGCAAGAAAAUUGACGAACUUAUUCCCCAACUUCAUGAACAUGUUUCAAAAUUACAACCACAAACAGCAUGGAAUUCUAUCACUACUAUUACCCAGGAAAAUCAGCAGGAAAUUGGCUCUGCAUCAUCUCAUUUUUUGGAAGAACGAGUGAAAUCUGGUUUUCUCAAGAUCAUAUGUGACUAUGAAGGUUAUAAAGAAAUCUGUAGGUGGGCACAAUGUGAACUUGCUGACAAAGUAGAACCUGCUGUAGUCAAAUUUAAUAUGCUGAAGAGUGACAUUGGUGGUUCUGAUACUGCAGAUGCUAUUCAACUUCUCUCCAAGCUUCGUCUAGAAUGUGAUGAUGAUAUUGGCAGAGCCAAUGUGUUGGCUAAUCUAGACAAUCAAGACUGCCUUCUUUUAGGAGCUGCUGCAUUACAGCAGCUUGUGCAACAGCAAAAAUUUAAUCUUUUUACAGAACUUCCCGCAAUGGUAGUGGCUGAAGAAUAUAAACUCUUCAGAGACCUUGUGAAUGCGUUAUUGAUUGGAGCAAGUCCACAAGUCCAAAUAAUUCAAAAGAACCUUCCCAAUCGAUUAGAUGAUUUAAAACAUCAGGUGGAAGCGACUAGAGCUCUAGAGGGCAAUAAGAAUGAGUAUGAAAUGAUACUAUCCCAAUGUCAAGUACUGAUGGGGAAAGUAGCAAAAUUUGAGCUCGAUCUAGAUAUUCACAUUUAUACACACAACCAAGUAAAACAAGAAGAGUCUGUUGGUGACAAGACGGGUGCAUUUAGUGUUGUUACCAAGGUCAUUUUGCCAGACAAAACAGAAGCUGCUCUAAAGACGAUACUAAAGCCUAUUACAAUCACAAAUGCAGAUGAUUUUAUGAAAGAAUUUUGCAACUUCAGUCAACUCCAAGACACAAAUUUAGUAAAGUUGUAUGGCUCAAUCAUGUUGUCUCCUUCACCUUGUCUAAAACUUGGACUACUGUUUGAAUGGUGUGGAGGAGGAAGUCUUGCUGACUUUAUAUCAAGAUCCCAACAACAAGCAGAAGACAAAAGAUCUAAUCACAAUGAAAAAGUUCAAAAGAUGAUGGAGCAAAUCCUGGCUGGAGUCAAAUACCUUCACGCACGUAGCAUGAUUCAUCGAGAUCUCAAACCUGAGAAUAUCAUGUUGACAGUAAACGAGGAUGUUCGAAUUACAGACUUUGCAACAUCCAAACGGCAGGCAGAGAUCACUGGUUUUCAAGUUGUUCGCGCAGAUAUCUACAUGGCACCAGAAGUGUAUGACUGUCUUCCCUAUUCGUUGUCUUCUGACAUGUACAGCAUUGGUGUUAUGAUGUGGGAGAUCUGGAAUCGAAGGAGAGUUAGAGAUUGCACAUCGUACAGAUUGCCACAAGAUAUUGUACAAUGGGUACUCAAACAAAACUUUUAUCGUUCUUGUGGACGACUAUGGGAAGAUCUUGCUAAAAGAUGCCUGAGCAAACCUACCAGACGACCAUCAGCAGAACAGGCACACAAAGAAAUUGCACAAGCUAAUCAUUAUCAUCUUCUUUUACCUUCUCAAGGCAAGUCUUCCCGUCCUCAGCAUAGAAGUGUUGAAGGGCCACACGUGUCCCAGCCAUGGUUUUUUGGUGUACUUGAUAAGGAGGAAGCCGUGAGGAUUCUAGUGAUGAGAGGAAACUUGGAUGGACUUUUUUUGGUUCGUGAAAGUUCAAGUAAUCCUGGUACAUUGGUUCUUACCAUGGUUUAUGAACAACGACAUUUUCAUUACAUUAUACAUCAGCAAUCGAGUCCUUUGUCAUAUACAAUUCAUGUACAAAAAAGAAAAAAGAAAAAAAGAGGACCAGUGUUUCCAGACAUUGUACAGCUCAUACAGUUCUACUCACAAAAUCUUGGUCUCGAGUGCAAGCUUAGAUUGAAAUGAUACAAAGUAGCAAUUAUGAAAAGAAUAUUGUAUGUAUAAUAGUAAUAAUAAUGGACAUAUAACUGCUGUAGGACGUUCAAUUUGACGUUCUUGUAUUGUUAAUUAAUAAAAAGUGCACUCGU